Amphimedon queenslandica is the source of this 1851-nucleotide messenger RNA. Its product is annotated as DNA polymerase eta-like. The transcript is spliced from 9 exons. Gene Ontology annotation, biological process: error-prone translesion synthesis; response to radiation. Bases 34 to 1785 code for a protein of 583 amino acids. Gene Ontology annotation, cellular component: replication fork; site of double-strand break; nucleus. Gene Ontology annotation, molecular function: DNA-directed DNA polymerase activity; damaged DNA binding. Lineage: Eukaryota; Metazoa; Porifera; Demospongiae; Haplosclerida; Niphatidae. The record is from RefSeq and is a predicted model, not a curated record.
UUUAAUUAGAGACAAAACAGCGUGGUAUUAAUAAUGGAGGAUGGAGGAUCUGGGAAAGUUGUUGUACUGGUAGACAUGGACUGCUUUUACGUUCAAGUCGAGAAGAGGCUUCAUCCUGAGCUGAAGGAUAAGCCCUGUGCCAUAGUUCAGUACAAUAAAUGGCAGGGAGGCAGCAUUAUAGCUGUUGAUUAUGAAGCAAGGAAGUAUGGUGUGAAGAGAUCAUUGAAGGGAAAGGAGGCUAAAGAGAAGUGUCCUGGUAUUCAUCUUGUCCAAGUUCCCGAGAAACGAAGAAAGGCUGACCUCUCCAAUUAUAGGAAAGCUAGCGGAGAAGUUAUGAAAGUUUUAUCAGGAUUCACAUCAGUGAUAGAAAGAGCUAGUAUUGAUGAGGCGUUUCUAGAUCUCACAGAGCCAGUCAAAGACUACAUCAAUAGUAACUCUUUUGAUUCACUGGAGUUUCAUGCUGAUCUAAAAUCAACUCAUGUUGCUGGAUGCAAUGAUGAUGAUGACACUCAUAAAGAUGAUUGUGAUUUGAGGAUUAGCAGGGGAGACUGGUUUAAGUCUUCUUGCAGUUCAGACGAGAGGGUAUUGAUUGUUGCUGCUAUACUAGUUCAGAGGAUAAGAGAGACAAUACUUAAUGAGGUCGGAUUCACUUGCUCUGCUGGUAUCUCUCACAACAAAAUGCUGGCCAAGUUAGCUGCUGGAAUGCAUAAACCAAACCAGCAGACCAUACUACCUCAAUCUCAAGUUGAUGUUGUAUUCUCUACUACAUUACUGAAGAAAGUUCGACAUUUAGGUGGUAAGCUAGGAGAACAGGUACAAGACAAGCUAAAGAUAGAGUGUGUGGGACAAUUGCAAGAAUAUUCACUUAAAGUACUUCAAGAAAAAUUUGGACUUAAAACAGGAUCUUGGUUGUAUGAGUUGUGUCGGGGUAUAUGCCACGAGAAGAUAAGCAAUCGAAUAAUCACUAAAUCGAUCGGAUGCGGCAAAAACUUUCCUGGACCUUCAAAGCUCAAGACAGCCAAAGCUGUGAAAUAUUGGCUGGAGCAGUUAAGUAGAGAACUAGUAGAGAGACUUGAGGAAGACAUGACUGAAAAUACAAGACAGGCUCAAUCCAUCACUGUUCACUUCUUACCUGAAGGUCAGGCUUCGUCUGUUGCAAGAACAUUUGCACUGCCUUCAUAUAAUACAAGCCUAAUUGUCAAUAACUCUUGGAAUGCCAUUAAUAAGGGACACAAACCUGUUACUAAUGAGGAGAGUCAUUUGACAUGGACUACGGGUAUACUGAACAUUCAUCUCUCUGCUGGCAAGUUUGUUCAGUGUGGUAAAGGGCAUAUGAAGUCACUUCUACAGUUAAUGUCAUCAGAUCAAGAAUGCAGCUUUGUUUCAGCAUCAUCAAGUCACUCCAGUAUAAUCACUGGUAAAGAAGUCACUCAAAUGACACUGUGUAAAGAAGAAAGGGAAGAUGCAGUCCUCACAACUACUCCUACAAUCACUGAGCAAGAUCAAUCAUUAGAAACGUCUUCAAUGAACAUAACAAAGUUCUUUACUCCUAUUAAGAGGAAGGGAUCACUAGAAACACAGCUGGAUAGAAAUGCCAAAAGGAGAGAAGUAGUCCUUGAGGAGAUAAAAGGGACGCUAGAGAGUGAUGAUGACACGAUUAUAGAUAAUCAAUUUGAGGCUGUUUUGUGUUCUGAGUGUGGAGAAGAGGUUCUCAAAUUCGUAUUAGAAGAACACAUGGAUUAUCACUUUGCACUCUCAUUGGACAAAGAUUCACAAAUAAAUUAAAUAAAUAAAUUAAUAUAAAUAUAAAAAUAGUUGUUUAUUCUAGAUUAAUCUUUUUAUGACGCAUAA